AUGUGCGUCACCUCCCUCGGAGAGAACCGCGAACCCUUCUGGAGAGACAUUACGCGGAUAGAUAGGCUGAUUUACGGGCAUGAAAAGAAAUUAAAAUCCUGUAACAAUAAAAAAAGGCAGUGCUACAAACUCCUGUCCCUGUUGACCGAUUAUGAUAACUGGUUGAGUGAGACAUGCGAGAGGUAUGCCUGGAAAAUACGUGCGCUGCAGAUGGUACAGACAGGGUCUAUGGGGAGAGCCACACGUGCAGAUGAGAAAUGUAAUAGCCGCAUAAGUGACUGUGCUUCUAGCAGAACCCCAUGUACAGAAUCCAAAAAAUAUGGCCACUUAGCCAAAUGGACCUCCGUCCAUGUUACGGUAGGGGAACGGUUUCGUAAAAAAAAAAAAAAAAAAAAAUUACGGUGUGGUAAGAUAGCGGAGAAGAAAAUAGGUGUGAAAAUAAAAGAUCCGAAAAAAUUCCAACUACACGGUACAGGCAGAAGGGAUGAACCCUCUAGAUGCGGCAACCAGAAGGUGCAGGAAGAUGCUGAGGGGGAGGGUCAAGAAGGAGAAGAGAACGGGGACGAAGCGGUAGAGGACUAUCGUAUAGACGCAUCUGAAAACAAUGAAGAAGAAGUAUACGAGAAUAAAGGUGAACUCCCAUGUGAAGAGAACGAAACAUGCGAAGAAACGGGGGCGAGGGGAGCAGACAGUACAGAGGGGAUUCAUCCAAAUGAAGAACCUACAGUUGUCGAAAGGGAAGGUGUACUUGAAGUAGAGGAGGAGGAGAAAAUAUAUUCAACUGAAGAGAAAGAAAAGAAAGAAGAGACAAGACAUUUUCAGAUAGUGCACAAGUCUGAGGGUGAAAAAAAUGAAGAAAAUUUGGAAGGGGUGCCAAGUGAUAUUAUGGGAUAUCCCCAUGAAAUGGGGAAAGAUGAUGAUGAGCAGGAGGCUAUCGAACAUAACGAAGAUAACGGAUUGGAGUGUUCCGAGGUACAGGUGAUGGGCGUUACAGUGGAAGAAGAAGAAGAAGACAUACAAAGGGGUGGAAUUCCAGACGAUGGGGAUGAAAUGGCAGAGGGGAAAGGGAAGGUACAAAAGGAGAAAAAGACCAAGCGAAAAAAAGGAGAUACAAAAAAGAAGAGGGAGCGAAAGGGGGAGAAGGAAAAAGGGAAAACGAAAAAGAAAAAGCAGAAGCAGACAAUGAUGGAUGAGGGGGAGGAAAGAGAAAAGGCAUCGGAGGAGGAGAUAGCGAAAGCAAUGGAGAAAACGAUGGAUGAAGGAAAAGGGGUAAAGAUGAAGGACGUUGAGGAGGAGAAAAUGGAAAAAGCCAAGGAAUCUAAGAUGGUGGAAGAAAAUGAAGAAAAUAUUGGGGAUGAAAAAGAGACAAAUCCGGGGGAAGAACAAGGAGUGAUGGUAGCGGAAGAACAGGAUACAACGGUGAAUGAAGGAAAAGAAGAAAGUAUGGAAGGCGAAAAGGAACACGGGGAGCAGGUAAAGGUAGAGAAAGAAACGGAAGUGAUGAUUGAAGAUGAAGGAAAUGCCAAAUUGGAUGUGGAAAAAGAGGCAACAGUGCAAGGAGAACAGAUGUAUACAGGGGGAAAGAAACAGAAAGAAUUGUCGGAAGACUCAACGAUCGGGGAAUUCACGGAGGAAAAGAUCGGACAUGAAGGAGAGGCGAAAGUAGACGCGAAUAAGGAUCAAAACAGUGGCGCCGAAGAAGACACCCACGUAGCACCUGCGAAUGACAAGGAACAGGAAAUAUUAAACCAAGAUGAACCAAUAAGAAGCGACCUUGAGAACGACCCCGGUAAGACAGCGGAGAACGAAAUCGUCCAUAAUAUUCUCAGCGAGUAUUCCAACACAAUUCAGUAUACGAGUUUUCUCGAUUACAUAAAAAAUAAAAAGGAGCCCGAGUAG
Messenger RNA from Plasmodium knowlesi strain H, 1899 nucleotides. RefSeq names its product conserved Plasmodium protein, unknown function. The transcript has a single exon. The record is from RefSeq and is a predicted model, not a curated record. Lineage: Eukaryota; Apicomplexa; Aconoidasida; Haemosporida; Plasmodiidae. Bases 1 to 1899 code for a protein of 632 amino acids.